This is a messenger RNA of Bradysia coprophila, 2083 nucleotides long. Its product is annotated as tubulin beta-2 chain. Lineage: Eukaryota; Metazoa; Arthropoda; Insecta; Diptera; Sciaridae. Gene Ontology annotation, biological process: microtubule-based process. Gene Ontology annotation, cellular component: microtubule. The record is from RefSeq and is a predicted model, not a curated record. Gene Ontology annotation, molecular function: GTPase activity; GTP binding; structural constituent of cytoskeleton.
CAUUUUUUCGCUCACUCCAAAUGCUUCAUUCUGUGCUAGUUCAGUGUUAAAACGAGUUUAAAUUUGUUGUACGGUGGCGAAAAAAAUUGAAAAAAAAAAUCUUUUCUCAAAUUAAAUCACUUAUUCAGAUCGAAUAAGUUCGUAACUCAGUCAAGUAAUAUUUAAUUGUCUUAUCAACAAGUUAUACUUUAAAUAAAAUGCGUGAAAUUGUUCAUCUACAAGCCGGCCAGUGUGGUAAUCAAAUUGGUUCAAAGGUUAGACACCUGCAAAAAAAAAGAGUAUUGGUAUCCAGAGCAAAAAGAAAAUCCGUUGCCGAUAUUCUGCCGAAAUUGUACCUCUUAGAUUGUUUGUUGUCCACUGAUUAAAGCCAAAGCGAAUCAAUGACGUGUGUUGCUUGUAUGUGUAUAUCUGUGUUCAAAAAAAUAAUAAUUAGAGUGUGGAACAACGUGAAAAAUUGAGUCGACUUUGAAAAUGAAAUAUUUUCUCAUAAAGCGAAAUCAUGUUUUAUGUCAUUAAAUACAUAUACACAGAAGAGUUAAAAUGAAAUUGAUGGUGAGUUCUGGGAGAUCAUCAGCGAUGAGCAUGGCAUCGAUCCCACCGGUCACUAUCACGGAGACAAUGAUUUGCAGUUGGAACGCAUCGACGUUUACUACAAUGAAGUAAAUGAUGGUCGAUAUGUUCCACGUGCUGUUCUUGUCGAUUUGGAGCCGGGAACUAUGGACUCCGUACGUCAAUCCCCAUACGGUCAAUUGUUCCGUCCGGAUAAUUUUGUCUACGGCCAAUCUGGCGCCGGUAACAACUGGGCGAAAGGACAUUACACUGAAGGCGCUGAACUAGUAGAAUCAGUAUUGGACGUUGUCCGAAAAGAAUCUGAAGGUUGUGACUCAUUACAAGGCUUUCAAUUGGCACAUUCGUUAGGUGGUGGCACUGGCAGUGGAAUGGGCACAUUAUUGUUGUCGAAGAUACGCGAGGAAUACCCAGAUCGAAUAAUGAACACAUUUUCUGUGUUUCCGUCACCAAAGGUAUCUGACACGGUCGUUGAGCCAUACAAUGCAACGCUAUCCAUUCACCAAUUGGUUGAGAAUACUGACGAAACUUUCUGCAUUGAUAACGAAGCACUGUACGACAUUUGCUUCCGUACGCUCAAAUUGACGUCACCAACUUAUGGUGAUCUGAACCAUUUGGUUUCGAUGACAAUGUCGGGCGUAACAACUUGUCUACGUUUCCCGGGGCAGCUGAAUGCCGAUUUGCGCAAAUUGGCUGUGAAUAUGGUUCCAUUCCCUCGUCUACAUUUCUUCAUGCCCGGUUUUGCACCAUUGACGGCUAAAGGCUCACAGCAGUACAGAGCACUCACUGUACCUGAGUUGACACAACAGAUGUUUGAUGCAAGAAAUAUGAUGACAGCAUGUGACCCACGGCACGGACGUUAUUUAACAGUCGCUACCAUUUUCAGAGGUAAAAUGUCAAUGAAAGAAGUCGACACACAGAUGUUAAACAUUCAGAACAAAAACAGCAGCUAUUUCGUCGAAUGGAUUCCAAACAACGUGAAAGUCGCUGUAUGCGACAUUGCACCGAGAGGUCUGCGCAUGUCGUCCACAUUUAUCGGAAAUACAACGGCCAUACAGGAAAUAUUCAAACGCAUUUCGGAACAGUUCACGGCUAUGUUCAGACGGAAGGCGUUCUUGCAUUGGUACACCGGUGAAGGUAUGGACGAAAUGGAAUUCACCGAAGCCGAGAGUAAUAUGAACGAUUUGGUAUCCGAAUACCAACAGUAUCAGGAGGCAACUGCCGACGACGAGGUCGAAUUCGAGGAAGACGAACUUGAAGCUGAACAGGCCGAACAGGCAUAAGAUGUACGAAAUAUGUGCUACUCUGACACAUGUUCCCGAAUCAAGAAAAAUCAAAUUUUUUUAAAAUGCCCUCAGGCCUUUGGUUUUUUCUUUUAUUUUAUGUUUAAAAUUUUGUUUACGAUUUUAUUGUUGACGCAAAAGUUCCCUUUUAUAAUAAAAAGAUUUUACGGAGUCGUUAUAUUUAAACUGAAAACUGUUGUCACACCAAAAAAAUUAAACGAAUAAUUUGAGUA